Trichobilharzia szidati is the source of this 813-nucleotide messenger RNA. The record is from the annotation of a GenBank genome assembly. Lineage: Eukaryota; Metazoa; Platyhelminthes; Trematoda; Strigeidida; Schistosomatidae.
AUGGAAUGGACUUGGUUACCGCCCGCUUUAAAUGAACCCUUAUUGACUGGAUUUCCUCAAGGGGCUGGUUUAUCCGCCCAUUCAGCACAAGUGAUCCGUUCAUCAGUGGAUAAAAAUGAAUUUUCAGCAAUUAUUAUCGGUCGAGAAGGUUCAUUAAGAAUACAAAGGAAAGCUGGUAAUAUUUAUUUACUUUAUGGUUAUCUAUUAGACGAAGAUCUGCCUGCAAGACGAAUGAAAUUUGUCUACUGUGAGGCAGACUCAAGUUUAACUGCCUCAUCGAGAAGUUAUCAUACAUCGACAGCUAUCUCACCAACUACCCUUGUUACUAUUGGUGGUUGUAAAUCAAAUUCAAUCGAUAUAUUAAAAUGGAAAAUAGAAAAAGGUAGAAAAAAGGACCACCUCUUCUCCUUAAAUUGGCCUGGUUCACUUGAUUAUCCUUUAACCUCGUGUACAAUUGUGACAAAGUUUAUUCAAGAUAUGGAAAAGCAAAACGUCAAACUAACUCCACUUGCACCAUCUAAUCAAAAUGGAUGGCGUGGUCAUUGUAUAGUCCCGGGUGUCGGAGGUUUAUUCAUUGGUACAGGCGAGGGUUAUAAUGCUUUGAAAAAUGAACCGCUAAAUUCAGCCUACCUAUUAAAAUACAGUGAAAAUGGUAGUAAACCGAUCAUUUAUGAAAUCGGUGCAAUCAAUGAGUCAAGAGCAUAUGCUGUUUGUAAUGUAUGCCGUAGCGAUGGUACAGCUUGGUUACACGGUGGUCUUGGACCACAAGGCAGAACAAUGAAUACACUGAUGAAAUUGAUAAGGAUGAACUAA